This is a messenger RNA of Danio aesculapii, 1770 nucleotides long. RefSeq names its product SRY-box transcription factor 3 (gene sox3). Lineage: Eukaryota; Metazoa; Chordata; Actinopteri; Cypriniformes; Danionidae. The transcript has a single exon. Gene Ontology annotation, molecular function: RNA polymerase II cis-regulatory region sequence-specific DNA binding; DNA-binding transcription factor activity, RNA polymerase II-specific. The coding region runs from base 193 to 1095 and encodes 300 amino acids. The record is from RefSeq and is a predicted model, not a curated record. Gene Ontology annotation, biological process: regulation of DNA-templated transcription; cell differentiation; anatomical structure morphogenesis.
AGCUUAGCGCACAACUUUGCAGAGUUCCGUGGCAGAGCUGAACGAGACACACGGGACUGGUGUGGAGACUUUUGAAAGACUUUACUUGACCAGAGUUUGAGCUCUCUGAACUUUUGACUGACUUCAUUUUUUUUUUGCGAGGCUCUUGAAAUUUCAACGAUUUCUUUCGAGUGCUUGGCACCACUUUCAAGAAUGUAUAACAUGAUGGAAACCGAGAUUAAAAGCCCCAUUCCGCAGUCCAACACGGGCUCGGUGACGGGCGGCAAAAACAACAGUGCCAACGACCAGGACCGGGUGAAGCGGCCUAUGAAUGCUUUCAUGGUGUGGUCUCGCGGGCAGCGGAGGAAGAUGGCUCAGGAGAAUCCUAAAAUGCACAACUCGGAGAUCAGCAAGCGCCUCGGUGCUGACUGGAAACUUUUGACUGACGCCGAGAAGAGACCCUUCAUUGACGAGGCCAAGCGGUUACGAGCCAUGCACAUGAAGGAGCACCCGGAUUACAAAUACCGUCCCCGCAGGAAGACCAAGACCCUGCUGAAAAAAGACAAGUAUUCCUUGCCAGGAGGACUUCUGGCGCCCGGUGCCAACGCUGUCAACAACGCGGUGUCGGUGGGCCAGCGGAUGGACUACACGCACAUGAACGGAUGGACGAACAGCGCGUACUCCCUCAUGCAGGACCAACUGGCCUACCCUCAGCAUCCCAGCAUGAACAGCCCCCAGAUUCAGCAGAUGCACCGGUACGACAUGGCGGGACUUCAGUACCCAAUGAUGUCCACGGCUCAGACCUACAUGAACGCUGCGUCCACGUACAGCAGUAUGUCACCGGCAUACACGCAGCAAACUUCCAGUGCAAUGGGUUUGGGCUCCAUGGCUUCGGUGUGCAAGACGGAGCCCAGCUCCCCUCCUCCGGCCAUAACUUCUCACUCUCAGCGUGCUUGUUUGGGAGACCUGAGGGAUAUGAUAAGCAUGUACCUGCCGCCCGGUGGAGACAGCGCCGACCACUCCAGUCUACAGACCAGUCGGUUACACAGCGUUCAUCCGCACUAUCAAAGCGCAGGGACUGGCGUGAACGGAACGCUACCCCUAACCCACAUUUGAAAGACUCCUUGAAAAAAAGACUAAGUACUUCGGAUACUUGAACAUUUUGAUUUGCAAAAAAAGAAUCGAAGUUCAGUUUCGUUUUUAAAAAAAAGAAACUAUUUUUAAUCUCAAUGAGUUGUCCGUUUUAAAGCAUUUUAUGACGACAUAUCGGGGACUUCAGAUUAAAUUGUAUUGCAGAGGAGCUUUUUAUUCAUAAGCUGUAAAGCAAUCAACGUCUGUAGAAGAAUAUUGGACUUCUGACUUAUUUGCCGUCAAAGAGUUUGUCUCUCGGCACGUGGCUUCGUGAAGAGGCUCUAUUUCAAAAACAAAAAAGAGAAACGGAGGAAGAGUAUGUUCACUCAUAAAUGUUUACACUUAUUUUUAGAAUGUCGAUUAUGUCCAAAUCUGUGUAGUCCUUUUGUUGUUCAUUUAUGAACUAGGUUUUAUGAAAUGAAAGACUGUGCUGGUCGCAAGCGCAAAGUUUGUUUUAUUUAUAGUGAGUUGUUUUUUUAAAGCUUGUGAACCAUUGUACGUCUUGUUGAAAUGUUCCACUUUUGUUUGUGAAUAUUCUUUUCUGUGAUGUUAUGGCAGUAUCAGGUUAACCCAUUAUCUGGGACGGAGAGUUUUAUUUAAACUGACGUUUCUACUUAAGACCAUCCUAUUCCUAAAUGAAUAAAUUUGUUUUACAAAAGA